GCACCCUGGCAACCAUAACGCGUUAGAGCUGUAUGCAGCUCGUUGUUCAGAUGCGUACAAUUGAAAAUGUAUAACGUUUAAAAUAUGUUAGUCUUUUACCACUAGACUUAAAUUGAAGACUAUUUGAAAGUAUACCGCUGCAGUAACUACCUGCAAAUGAGUUUCGAGGCAAAGCGAUGUGGAGUGCAGUUCAGUCCUCCCUCCAUAGUUUUAAUUUAUCAACAAAAGGAAACCAAAGAUGUGCGAAAAAGAAUAAUACCUGUGCGCAACUUCUCAAAAUAUUCUGAUUGUAGCAUGGCUGCAGAGGGUCUGAAAAACCACCCUCGGCACAAAGACUACCUGGAGGGUGUAUCCCAGAGCCAGCUGGAGAAGCUUCACAUCAUCCUGCGAGAUCACAUGCAAGGCCUCAGCUUGGAGCACAGCCUGGCCUCGUUCCGACUGGACCCCGAUGAAGACCUGAACCAACUGGAUGACGAUAAGCUGGCUCGCAAGAAGGGCAAAAUGGACGAACUGUUCGAGAAGAACCGGAAACACAAGGAUGACCCAGACUUUGUUUACGACCUCGAAAUGGAUUUCACCAAGACCACCCAAGAAAAGUGCAGCUGGGAUGAAGAGUCUGAUGAUGGAUUUUAAAACUCUGUUCUCAAAUACUUUCUUUGACCUUUAAGACUGCAAAUCACCCAACAAACUGAUACUCUAUUUAAAAGAAAAUCUGAGACAGCUGAAUUUUACUACAACUACCAUCUAAAGUCAUACAGUAGUAACAUGGGGAACUCCAAAGGAAAUAUCUUUUAUACACUGAAGUAUAUACCUGCAUUGCUAUUUUGGAGGUAUACAUAUAUAAAACUAAUGCUACAGAUCUGCAAUAAGUUCUACCUUCAUUAGAAAUCUAAUAAUACAUCAGUCUUUAGUGCUUAUGAGUUUUUAAAGAUGCUUAUAUACACAUUUGGAUAAAAUAAAAUAAAGCGGUUUUAAAUAAAAAAACAUUACAUUUAGGCAGUUACAGGUAUAGUGCUUGUCAUUGGCCCAACCUGUUAACAUCAGUGAGGGUAGAGUAAAUAUAAUUCAGACAAGAGCAUUCAAAAUGUAAAUUACAUUUAAACAGUUCCAACAAAUAAUGACCAUUAGAACCUUCAUAAAGGUUUGCUGAUGUACUGUUGUAUUACAUUUAAUUUGUAAUUAGACAUACCUAAUCAAAAUGCAUGUUUCCAUAGUUUUGCAACAGCUACAGCUUGAUAGGAGUAGAAGGGAAUAGUGUCUGAGAAGUAGAAUAAGACUCCAACUACAGAAAGACAUUUCAGUAUUCAGUCAACAUUUGAUGCGAUUAACAAACAGCAGCCGUAAAGACAGUAGGUACCUGCAUUUGGUACCACCGGGGAUAAUACACGUUCACAAUUAAAACAGCAACAAAUUAAAAUAUGCAUCAUUAAUAGCAAAUAUUUAUUUGUUAUAAAAUACAGAAUUUUACAAAAUACAAA
Messenger RNA from Gymnodraco acuticeps, 1478 nucleotides. It is a transcript of the gene cep19, whose product is annotated as centrosomal protein 19. Gene Ontology annotation, biological process: microtubule anchoring at centrosome; trans-Golgi to periciliary membrane compartment transport. Gene Ontology annotation, cellular component: spindle pole; centrosome; centriole. The record is from RefSeq and is a predicted model, not a curated record. The coding region runs from base 157 to 633 and encodes 158 amino acids. The transcript has 2 exons. Lineage: Eukaryota; Metazoa; Chordata; Actinopteri; Perciformes; Bathydraconidae.